AUGUCGAGACCAAGACGGCGCUUGGCGUCGGUUGCCGUCAAGAAGUUCCGACGCGCCGAUUAUCUCAAGUCGUUCGAGGCCGAAGUCAACGCCCUCCUUGCGUGCCCGUCGCCGUACCUCGUGCGCCUGGUGGCUAUUGCAGACCGCAACUCCAAGACGCCAGCGCUGCUCUUCGAGUACAUGGACGGCGGCAGCCUUCGGACGCACCUCGACCAGAAGCGCACCAACAAGUCCACGGCAGCGCACGUGACGAACCUCCACGUGGCGUGGGUCGUUGCCAACGCCUUGCGAGACCUGCAGGCCAAGAAUGUGAUCCACCGCGACGUCAAGAGCGACAACGUCCUCUUGAGCUCGAGCGACGAGAUCAAGCUCGCCGACCUCGGCUUGGCACGACCCGAGGCAACGAGUAUGACAGUAGCGCCUGGUACACGGCUCUGGAUGGCGCCCGAGAUCCUGCAGGCGGAUGGUGCUGGCUACAGCUUUCCCGCUGAUAUCUACGCUUUUGGCGUGCUUCUCACGGAGCUCGCCACGUGUCAACUGCCGUACUUUGACCAGGACGUCCAAGACCCGAUCGCAUUAGUGCGCGGUGUCAUCAACGGCACUCUUCGCCCGACGCUGACGACCGAAUGCGAGCCGUGGCUGAGACAACUAGCAGAAAUGUGCCUGCGUGGUGACCCGAACGCACGCCCGACAGCCGCGACUAUCGUCGAGAAGCUGAGCAAUGAGAUGGCGGCUGGUUCGCCACCAGCAACGAACGUCGCGCAGACAUACCUGCUCGCUGUGGCACAGGACGACGUCGACACGGUGGCGCGGCUGCUGACCCAUGGCGUACCACUGGACUGGAAGCUGCCGGGCGGCGCGUCACUGCUUUUGGCGGCAACAGCGGCGCGUGCCACCAAGACGGUGAAGCUCCUUCUGGACCGCGGCGCCAACGUCAAUGACCCGAGCGGUGGCCAAACGCCGCUGCACGCCGCAGUGACCAAGUAUACCGAGGAUCUCGUUCUCAUUUUGAUCGACGCGGGGGCGGACGUCGAAGCACGGGAUCAAGAUGGAAGAACUCCUCUGGCGUUUGCCCUGAAACAACAAGUCGAGCCAUGCGUGACGGCGCUUCUCGCCACGGGGGCCAACGUCGAGCGUCUUGAGGAGGACGGAUGGGAGCUACUCGACAUGGCCAAACGGAGCGAGCGUCUCGCUGAUCUUGUGCGGAUGCUUCAGAUCGCUGCGUCCCGGGAAGAAAACGUUGACAAGCCCGAGAUCCUUUGCGUUCAAUGCGGCAACUGGCACGCCGUUGACGCCGUACUAUGUUCAUGUGACCACAACGCUUCGCUGACGGACCGCAUGGUCGCGGUGGUCCGGCGCUUGAUGCGGCUGCACCAUCGCGGCUACCCCGUCGACUGGAUGCGAAUUUGCAUUUCGAAGUCUUGCCACGAGUCGACAAUGACAAUCGUCGAGAUGAUCUGCCCCGAGUGCGGCACGGCGUCGCAGAAGAGUGAGCUCCAGAUGCUAAACUUUCGUCUCAAGAAUGCUCUGAAACAACCGAUGGUACACGUCGUUAAAGCUGAAACAGAAGUCUGA
Messenger RNA from Saprolegnia diclina VS20, 1575 nucleotides. Its product is annotated as TKL/TKL-UNIQUE protein kinase. The transcript has 9 exons. Lineage: Eukaryota; Oomycota; Saprolegniomycetes; Saprolegniales; Saprolegniaceae. The record is from RefSeq and is a predicted model, not a curated record. Bases 1 to 1575 code for a protein of 524 amino acids. Gene Ontology annotation, biological process: protein phosphorylation. Gene Ontology annotation, molecular function: protein binding; protein kinase activity; ATP binding.